AUGCCGUCCCAGGGCCCAGCCCGGCCCCUUCUAGCCUCACCUCUAACUGCACUAGACCCUUCCAGAAUUCCCUCCCUCCUCCUGGCUUCCAGUCACUCAGCAUCUGGGGGAGAGAGCCUCUUUCAGUUGUAUAUAGCUGACUUGGCCUGACUCCAGCACUGCCUUGUUCUGGAAACUUGCAAGAGAGAAAGGGAGGCUCUAGAGAGAGGUCAGAUUCACAACAGCCAGGCCAACCAGCUGGGAGGGCUCACAGGCAGCUGGGGCUCUGGCUUCAGGGGCAAACGGGAGCCAUCAUCUGCCCUUACCCUGACUAUAAAUGGCUAG
Otolemur garnettii (small-eared galago) is the source of this 324-nucleotide messenger RNA. Its product is annotated as Smith-Magenis syndrome chromosomal region candidate gene 5 protein homolog. The transcript is spliced from 3 exons. The record is from RefSeq and is a predicted model, not a curated record. Lineage: Eukaryota; Metazoa; Chordata; Mammalia; Primates; Galagidae.